AGUAGUAUGUCACAUUUGACUUGCAUAACAUGAUCAUCUCUUCUCCUCGUUCUAUAACUCUAACAACUCACGAAAAAACAACACAUAACGGGUCAAAGUCAACGCCCCUACGAAGCAUCCUCCCACCAUUUAAUUCCAUGCACCUUUUUUGAGUUCUCCAGCUUAUUCCUCAGAUACGACCUCUUCUUCUCCUUGAAACCUUCACAAAAUAAAAAAAAACUGCUUACCUUCUACACUAUAUAACAUCUCCUCUUUCCCAUUUUUUCUUCACACAAAAUGAGCUCCAGAAUCUCAUUUCUACUUUCUUUACUUUCGUUUUCUCUUCUUCUUUACGCCACCGUCGCCUCCGAUCCCCCCCUCGCCAUCCGAUGCUCGAGCUCGAACACUUUGCGUCCCGGCGACGCGUUCACCCGAAACCUGCACCAGCUCAUGUAUCUUCUAUCCGCCAAAGCCCCCGCCGUCGGGUUCGAGAUCGGUUCGGUCGGGUCGGGCCCCAGUCACGCGUUCGGGCUCGCCCUGUGCCGUGGGGACGUCACCCGCGCGUUGUGCCGCGCUUGCAUUCGCACCGCAAACGCCCACACCUUACGACGGUGUCCCCGCAGAAAGCGAGCCACUGUUUGGUUGGACCGGUGCAUGGUGCGCUACUCCGACAGCGACUUCUUCGGGGAAGUGGAUCGGGCACACUCCGUGCUCUUAUCGGAUCGGUCGAACGCGUCGGCCGACCCAUCAAGGUUCGAGUCCAAGGUGGUGAGGCUCAUGAAGGGGUUGACCAAGAGGGCUUAUCUUACACCUCUACUGUACGCAGCUGGUGAGCUAGUGAUUAACAAUCAUAAGGUUAAUAAUAAUAAUAUUAAUACUAAUAAGGGAGAAUUAUAUGGGUUAGUGCAAUGUAGUAAGGAUUUAUCUGGGGGCGAUUGUAAAGCGUGUUUGGAAAAAGCCAUUAGUCAACUAUCUAGCUGUUGCAAGGGGAAGAGAGGAGGGAGAGUGUUGGGUUCAAGUUGUAAUUUAAGAUAUGAAGUGUACCCAUUUUUCGAUGCCUAAUUAAACAUGUGACAAGUGGGCAAAUUGUGCA
Ananas comosus (pineapple) is the source of this 1072-nucleotide messenger RNA. Its product is annotated as cysteine-rich repeat secretory protein 38-like. The transcript has a single exon. Bases 277 to 1041 code for a protein of 254 amino acids. The record is from RefSeq and is a predicted model, not a curated record. Lineage: Eukaryota; Viridiplantae; Streptophyta; Magnoliopsida; Poales; Bromeliaceae.